UCAAAAUUAAGAGAGUCGCUAAUAGUAUUGUAUACAUACAAUACAUCUCUCAAAAAAUGAAGGAAGAAACGGUGAUAAUAGUCGGAGCCGGGCCCUCAGGCCUAGCAAUGGCUGCUUGUCUAAGCCGUUUAUCGAUUCCACACAUAGUUUUAGAGAGAGAAGACUGUUUUGCUUCUCUGUGGAAAAAGUAUUCCUACGACCGUGUCCACUUUCACCUCAGAAAGCAGUUCUGUGAGCUUCCUCACAUGCCUUUUCCUUCCGAUUUCCCCCCAUACUUGCCCAAAAAGUUAUUCACCCAAUACUUGGACGACUACGUCUCUUGCUUCAACAUAGCUCCGAUGUACCGGAGAGACGUUGAGUCCGCGAGAUACGACGACGGUUUGGAGAAAUGGGUUGUGAAAGCAAGGGUGGUUUAUGGUACUACUGAUAGUAAUAUUGAUGGUGAUCAUCAUGAGAUUGAGGAUUAUUCUGGAAGGUUCUUGGUGGUGGCCAGUGGGGAAACCGCCAACCCUUUUGUGCCGGAGAUCAAAGGCUUGAGUGGUUUUUGUGGUGAUUUUCUUCAUUCCACCAAGUUUAAAUGUGGGGUGGAGUUUAAGGGGAAGAGAGUUUUGGUUGUUGGGUGUGGGAAUUCCGGCAUGGAAAUUUCUUUGGAUUUGGCUAACCACGGCGCUAAAACUUCCAUCAUUGUUCGAAGCCCGGUUCAUGUUUUGUCAAGAGGGAUGGUUUAUUUGGCGUUGAUUUUGUUGAAGCGUCUUCCUAUUGGCGUGGUUGACUCUUUGAUGGUCAUGCUUAGCAAGUUGGUCUACGGGGACUUGAAAAAGUAUGGCCUAAGAAGACCUACUAAUGAAGGCCCCUUUUUAAUGAAGGACAAAUAUGGGAAAUACCCAGUUGUUGAUGUGGGCACUUGUGAGAAGAUCAAAACCGGCGAGAUUCAGGUCUUGUCAUCGGAAAUAGAAAGCAUAAAGGGCAACGACGUGUCGUUGAAGAAUGGCAAGUCGCACCAUUUUGACGCAAUCGUUUUUUGUACUGGCUUUAAGAGGUCAACACACUUGUGGCUAAAGGGGGAUGACUAUUUGUUGAAUGAUGAUGGAAUUCCUAAACCAAGUUACCCUAAUCAUUGGAAGGGAAAAGGGGGUUUGUACUGCGUUGGUCUGUCCAGACAAGGGUUCUAUGGAGCCAAAUCGGAUGCUGAAAACAUAGCCAAUGAUAUCAAGUCCAUUAUACGUGUAACGCCCAAUAUUAUCAAAGUUAAUCAACAGGAAAAGUGUUCAUCUUACUGUUAGGUUUUUUAUUUUCUCUUUAUU
Messenger RNA from Morus notabilis, 1304 nucleotides. Its product is annotated as probable indole-3-pyruvate monooxygenase YUCCA10. Gene Ontology annotation, molecular function: NADP binding; flavin adenine dinucleotide binding; N,N-dimethylaniline monooxygenase activity. NCBI's taxonomy places the organism in Eukaryota, Viridiplantae, Streptophyta, Magnoliopsida, Rosales, Moraceae. Bases 57 to 1283 code for a protein of 408 amino acids. The record is from RefSeq and is a predicted model, not a curated record. The transcript has 4 exons.